Molecule: messenger RNA, 9258 nt
Organism: Spirodela intermedia
Lineage: Eukaryota; Viridiplantae; Streptophyta; Magnoliopsida; Alismatales; Araceae
Source: the annotation of a GenBank genome assembly
AUGGGGGAGGUGUCCGAGGGAGUGGCUGAGAAUGUGGGCGGCGGGGACGAGGAAAGGCUGAGCUUCGAGGAACUGGGCCUUGACCCCCGCCUCAUUCGCGCGCUUUUGAAGAAGAAUAUUGAGAAACCGACUCUGAUCCAGCAGGCAGCAAUUCCUUACAUUCUGGUAGGUCACAGGCUUGCUCCGCAUCUCUGGAGGCAAAAGUUGAGUUGAAACGGUAGAAUUAAUGGGCUUCUAUCUGCUAUCAGAUUGGUAAAAAAAAUUAUGAGGCUUUUAAUGUAGUUACUUGGGAUAUGUUCCCCCUAUCCCUUUCAUCUGAAUUAUCUAAUUGUCUCUUUACGUCUACGUUCGUCAUUUUUUUGUGAAUUUUCUCAUGGAUAGUUUCUUUACAGGAAGGGAAGGAUGUGUUUGCUCGGGCACAUACAGGUUCAGGGAAGACUUUUGUUUACCUUCUUCCCAUGUUCCACAAACUGUUUGCUGAGAAUGGUCUGAAAAAGUCAGGACCGUGCGUCUUCAUUCUUGCACCAUCGCGUGAACUUUGUCAGCAGGUAUGACAUUAGUCUUAUGGUCCUUACCAAUAACUUCAAGUCAGUGAGUGCAUUUGUUGUUUCUUCUCUUUGUCGGGUUGUCUUGGAACGCUGAAUAUAUUAUUAGCUGUAUGAACUUCGUUGAAAUUGAUUCCCUUGCCUUUUUCUGUUGAAGGUUUACUCCGAGGCAUUAUCCCUCUUGGAAUACUGCAGAGUCCAAUUGAAAGUGGUGAAAUUGACGAAGGAUAUGACGGUCAAGGACCUGGUAGGUUCAUUUUUCUCUGAUCCUGCUCGUGAGGUAUUGAUUUCUAGGGAGAACUCACACGAAAACUUCUGACAAUCAACAGAGGAAACUGGAAGCCUUCUUGUUAAUUUUUAGUUAUUUUAUGAUACGUUGUUCUCUUCACAGACUGCAGCACUAGCUGACAAUCCGGAAGUUGUGGUGUCGACACCAGCGUGCAUUCUAAGUUGCAUUUCACGUGGCUCUCUUCAAGUGAAAAAUAUACAGGAGUCACUUUCAAUGUUAAUCCUUGAUGAGGUGUGAAGUUAAUUAUGAUGUUAUUUUUGUGAGAAUUAUAAAGUUUAUAUGAAUGAAAUAUGAAUUCGAGACACUAUAAGCCUACUAUUUUGGCAUGUGUUAUUUCAUUGUCUGGUUUUAUUUAAGUUAAUGUUUGCCUCAUAAGUCAGUGGUCGUAGACUAUGUUUCCUCAACUAAGUUUUUGCCAGUCAUCCUGUGCUUUCCUAUUUGUGAAACUAUUGUGCAAACUAUUGUGAAACUAUAUUUCACGUUUUCUGUCAUUGGAAUCAUUAUGCAUAGUAUAUUCGAGAUAAGGAGCGGCAUGAUAGUAAAUUUCCUCACAUACGUCCAGCAGAAAAAGCGCCAAAUCCACAGUUCUCUCAAUCUUUUUUUUUUUAUUUGUUUACUCUUUGCCCUUUGUUUCAUCUUCUCCCGUGGGACUACGCUGAGAACUCGAUGGGAGGGAGGACUCAAUGUCGUGACUUUUCCUGAGAGUAUCUCUUCAAACUAAUUGAUUUUUCCUCUAUUAUUAUCCCCAUAACUGUUCAGCAGUGCUGCCUGUGAUUACUCCUGCGUGAAAAGUUCAAAAUCUUAGUUGAAUCUCGGGUUCCACAAAUAACUCACCUGCACUAAUACUAUUCAUUUUUCUUCCAACUAAUUCAGUUCAGGGAGCUAUAUUUUAUUGUGUCCUCUCAGAGAGUUUUAUCUAAAACCUUUUGUAAGCCAGUCUAUCGCUGUCAGGUGUUGAAAUUGGUCUCUAGCUGUUUUGCAUGAUUCUCUUGGGAGGUUCAUUGUUAUGUGGACUGUAUACAUUUUUUAGUGACGAAGAGCAGAAACCAGUCUUUUUAAUGAAAUGAAACAAUGUUAUUAAAUUUAGUACAUUCAUCUAUCGUAGACCUGCACAUUUUUAAAAAUAAAUAAAUCAGGGUUGACUGUUUCUAAAAUGAUCAUCUAACAUGUACGUUUGUUUUUACUGCAGGCAGACUUUUUAUUUGACUACCAGCAAGGAAAUGAUUUGCAAGCUCUUGUCCCUCAUAUCCCUCGGCGUUGUCAAUGUCUUCUCAUGUCUGCAACUUCUAGGUUUGCUAUUUUUUCUUACACUGUAUCACUUUUAGUUUCUAAUAAUUAGAAAGGAUAAAAAUCAAUUCAUCUUCGUUAUAAUGAUGAGGAUUUGACUUUAUUGUGGCUUAGGUUGUAGUUGCACUUUGCAUUUCUUUUUUGAGCAUACUUAAAUAUAGUACAUAUUCUUUUCAUCCUUUAUCAAAUUUAAUCGGUAGUGCUGUUCACUUUCCCAUAAAAAAAAUGUUACAUCAUUUUCACAUCAACUGUAGCUGCUCUUUGUUAGGCUCGUCUCCUUUGGGAGUAGUCUUCGGAAAUGUCUCCCUUGGGAGCAGUCAUGAUCAGAUGGGUUUUCAGUGAGUAGUGUAUCUUGUCAGUUUUUUUUCCAUUCCUAUAUAUAAUAUAGAAAUCCCUUUUAUGUAAUGAUCUCCACAAUUUAGACAGAAAUGGAAUAGUGAUGCGGGGAUCUUGGGUGCAAACAGGUGAUAUUUUAGUAGGUAAAUUCAUGCCUCAGAUAGCAAACGAAUUGUCGUACGCCUAAGUUGUAGAAUUUGCAUUAUUGCAUGGUUUUUGUUGCUGUUGGGCUUUAUGGAUCAUUAAUGAUGGUGCCAUCUAGAGAAGGAAACCCAUGGGAGAAAAACCCACGUAAGUCGAUCAUAUUUCUAAGAACGUAAUUUGAGUAAGUGGCUAUGCCAAGAAUGUUUCCUGUUUUGUGUGGAUAAGGGUUUUAUCUAAAACUUUACAUUUGAGACUUUUUCCUCUUUUGAUCUUAAUAGUUUUGUAGAGCCUAAUGCAAUCUUUCUCUUCUUUUCAUAUGAUGAUGGCUACCAGUGAUGAUGUUGAGCAGUGGAAAAAACUUGUGUUACACAACCCAGUGACUAUAACCUUGUCCAAUGAUGAAUCCAAGGAUAAUGAUGAUAUUGUACCAAAAAGCAUUCAACAGUUCUGGGUAAGCAGAUCAUAAUCAUUGCCAGGUGAAAUGAUUCGACUAUGCUUCAAUAAUCUGGCUAAUAAUCUCAUUGUGAGCUUGGGUCUACGGAAAUGCCAAUUUACUUGCCUUUCCUUUCCACUGGAGAUUUUUUUGUAAAUUAGUAUUAUAUAGUACAUCUUGUAUGAAGUUAUAUAAAGUGUGUUUUAUGCUGUGUAAACUAGGAUAUUUAUGUUCUACUCAACGAUUUAUAUUUUCGACAUUUGCCUAACAAAAGUUUUUAGAUUCUAGUUACCAAUUUUUUCCCUUUAUUUCUGGGAAGCCUUAUUUUUACUUUGUCAGAACACGCUCUGUGAGCUUCUUUAUCUGCCAUUUUUUGUACAUUUUCGGUUUUUUCAUGUCUUUAUCUGCCAUUUUUCCCACCUCCAAGCAUGUUUAUCAAGGCUUUGUUGUACUCCCCUGAUCAGACCCUUUGACCAAACCCGGAAUUCAAUCAUCUAACUUGGUUCUGUAUCUUUAAAAUGCUUAACUCCUGAAAUAAGAUUAGGACUUUGUGUCAUACUAGUGACUUAAUGAAUGUCAAUAUCUAAAAUUUAAUUGAAAUGUUUCUUCCAUCUCCAGGAAUGUUUGAUUCGUGCAAUUUUUUACCUCAUUUCAUGACUAGUACCUCAAGCAGAUGCCAAUUUUGACAACUGACGAGGGAAGUGCCAUGUGGAUUUAUUUUCGAUGCUCCAGUUUUUGUUAAUUUGUAAAUAUCUUUUAAUUUUUCCUAAAACCUUGCGAAGUAUGCUAUCUCUCUCUCUCACUCUGCAUGUACAUUUUUAAAUAGGGAUUUUUUUUCACUGGAAAAUUCCUCAUCUUGGUCAUCGAAUAAUCACGCAUAUCUGUAAUAGUAUUCUAUUGAUAGAACCUGCUAUUCUAUGUUUAUCGAAGUUCCCUGUGUGCUAGUUUUUCCAAUACGAGAAAGCAAGCACAUCGUUCCAUUCUAUCUCAUUAUCUCAUGAUGCGUAGUUGGGUGUUUCUCUUUUUAUUGGAUCAGCUUGCAUAUUAAAUUUGCACAUGAAAUAUAAAUAAUACUCUUUUCGUCUUAUUUUUGCUUUCAGAUUUCAUGCAGCAGUUCUGAUAAGCUGCUUCACAUUCUUGCACUUCUGAAGUUGGGACUGGUUCAAAAAAGGGUGUUGAUAUUUGUGAAUUCUAUAGACAACGGUUAUAGACUGAAGUUGUUUCUGGAGCAGGUAAGGCUACUUUUAACAUUGCUUUCAAUGGAAGUGCGAUGUUAUAUGCUGAUUAGUUUUCUUUCUCAUUUAAAGUUUGUGGAGAUCGAUUUCUGUUUCCUCUUUAACGCAAAUCCGCGAAAUAGGUGUCUUGCUGGACAAUGUAUGAAUGGCAGUGUAAUGAUAUAAUAGAGCAUCUCAUUGGCUAUUUAAGUCUUUUCUUAUACUGUUUUUCAUAAUUCUGCAGAUCAUCACUGCAUUUUGUGUUAAUAACUUAAAUUGUGAUAAUUUCGUGUUAAUACAUUGGGACAAUAUCUUAUGCAUGUUUUUUGCUGGUUUUUUUUUUUGAAAUACUUUGUUGUGGCAGUUUGGGCUGCAGUCUGCCGUCUUAAAUGCUGAAUUGCCACAAAAUUCGCGUCUUCAUAUUCUCAAGGCAAGUCAUGAAAUCUGUCUUUUUCUUUUUGUUUCAUCAUUUUUUUCCAUAGAUGUCGUGUUCUGUUUUAUGAAAAAAAUCUUCUUAAAAUUUACUUUAUGGAUAUGCUAUAUUUUUUUUGUUUCAUUUUUUAUCAUAGUCCAUUGUCCUAAUUUCUUUCGUGAUACACAACACUGAAGUUAUUGUAGCACGUGUCUUGAUCACAAUUUCUGUGCGGGUAUUUAUGAUUUCUCUAUGAUAAGGUUGCAGACGAGACUUCAUAUUUUUGUCAAGUAUUAAUAAUUAAAGGAAACUGGAGGGUUUUCAGUUCCUCAGUUUGUUACUUUUUAUGUUGUUCAGUAUGUUCAAUUCAUCCCUUUGUAUGCUAUGAUUUCCUGCAUCUGGGAAUUUCUUCCUUGAUUUGAUAUCCGUGAUUUCUUGAACCAACACAGGUUUCACAUCAUAUCUUCAUGUAAACAUGAUAGCUAUUAAGCAUUGUGGUUUCUGCCCGCUAAUUUAUUUUCGAUUUUCUGGUUACAUUAGGAAUUCAAUGCAGGGUUUUUUGAUUACUUGAUUGCUACGGAUGACAAAAAGAUAAAGGAAGAACAGAAUGCCAAAGUGGAUCAUGCUCGAUCAAAAAAAUCUAAGCAGGCAAAAAAUAAAGCAGAUACUGAAUUUGGUGUUGUGAGAGGGGUUGACUUCAAAAAUGUCUACACGGUAAGUUAUGAUUAACGAUUACCAUAAAAAUGUAAGAAUGGCUGUAUUCUGUUGCUAUAUUUCUUCAUCUGAUUUACUUUUGGUAUGUCUUUCUUUGUGUUGUAAUCACUAGAGAUUGUAAUGCAUAUUUUUUAAAUUGUCAUAUUUCAAUAGCUUACCACUUCAAUCCUUCGGUGUGAUUAGUAUGUUUAUGCCUAUUAAGUGAGAGUAAUAACUACAGACUUAAUUGAGUAGACUUACAAUGGAUGGAAGAUUGAAAUUAUAGUAUUGUAAAUUUUGCGAAAAUGUUUCAGAAAAAGAAUGAGAAGAAAUAAAAAUGAUUCUAAGUUGAUUCUGCCAUAUUUUUAUUUAGUAUUGUCAUCAUCUUGAAAUCGGAUGGCUGAGAAUGGCUUACCAUAGGAAUCUAUUCAGAUUGGAAUCGAUGCUUGUUGAUUAGUUCCAAGGAGCUAAUCUGAUCCCCCUGAUAACUUAUUGGAAAAACAGUCAGUCAACUUUGAUGUCAGCCAACUUUGCUUGGGUUAACCAAUUUUUGGCCAUGUUAGGCGUUCAGCUGAUUUCAGUGGGAGGUAGAAGCUAUGAAGACGGAAACUAAGAAGAGAGAAGAACAGUUUGGAUGCUGCGAUUGCCAGAUGGAAGACCAAAGGGUGAUCUCAGUGGGACGUUUAGUUGUUUUAUCCAAAGGGUGAACAAUGCCCUCAAGUCCUUCUAUUAUCCUGUUUUCUCCCUCAGUACUUCCCGGAUUAUAUGAUCUCUUCACUAAGUGGCUGCUCUUCUUCAAAAUGAUUAUUUUAGGAAACUAAAACUGACACUCCAAACUAGCUGGAAGCGUUGAUGCGUGAAGAGAGAAGAAGAAAAAAGGGAAAAAUAUGACUGACAGACCAAGUAUAAAGGUGCUGCGUCAGACCUAAAUCUGCGCUGGGAUUUUUGAAGUCGAUAAUUAUGCCCUUAGUCUGAAAAUACCAUCUAAAGAUGAUGAAAAUAAUAAGUGUUGUCCAACUUUUACACCCCUCUCAAGCUGGUAGAGGAUAUCUGUCACACUCGACUGACCUACUGAGUUAACUUGGAAGACCAUCCCUUAUGUAAAAAGAGCUGCAAUUUUAUCUCCUGAAACUCUUUGAGAGAAUACAACUUUGUAUAAACCGAUUUUUCUCUAAGAAAAUUACCGUCAAUUCAUGUGUUUGGUCUUUGUUGUGCUGCUUUGCCAUCUUUGGCUGAGUUUGAAUUGUAGUUUCGCGUCAAUGCCAUAGCCUCCUAAGUAAUCUAACUACCAUAAUUCACGUUAACCAUGAAUUCAUUCCUCUGGGCGGCUCAAUUUCUUCACUCGAAAAUUAUAUUUACUGUUUCUCUUGUUAAUCACAGAUUUUAACUCCCUAUAAUGUUGAAUAGGAUGUGGAAGACUUCUUGUCCUCGAGAGACUGUGGAGCUAAUCUUAUUCGAUAUAGCCUUUAAUUCUCAAAUGAUCGAUUUAUUUCCUAGUCCUACCUCUAUCUUAGACCUCUGCCAAUGGAACCCUGAUUCUGACUCCUAGGAUGUAGAGAUAGAGGGGAUGACCCAAACGCAGGGUGGGAAGUGUGCCAAUUUUACUGUGUAUCUUCAAGCCUCUACAGUUUUCUAUAUUUGCCUCUUUUAUUGCUAUGUUAAAAAAAAACCUUGGGCAAUAGGGAUAGUCCAUGACAUGCUUGCCUCGUUGCCAUCUUUUUUUUUUUUACUCAGUGACUGAUUUUGCUUCCCUUUUCAUUUUAAGUAAAGUACUGAUCUUUAUGACAAUUGUUACCAGGUUAUAAAUUUUGACAUGCCUCACAGCUCGUCAGGAUAUGUGCACCGGGUUGGCCGUACUGGUCGAGCAAACUCUGCUGGCACAUCCGUCUCUCUUGUAAGUUUCUGUAGACACUGGAGCUCCUCUGCACUGUAUUCACAGAGAAGUGUACUUCUCUAUUUCAUCUUGGAUAGGUUUCUGUGAAGAAGUUGUGAUACUGUCUUCUAGUAUGCUUUAUGGUUGACCAAAUAAUCUUCAGAUAUCGGUCAACAGUCCAGAGAUAUGUCAACUUGUGCCCCAAUGUCUCCAUACCUGCUUCUACCUGGAUUCAGUCCUCUCUGCCUCAUGCAGACUCUAAAUCUGAAUUACAUCUCAAACCACCCCCCUACCGAUUAUAGAUGAAGAUCAUUAUUUUUCUUGCUUCUCUUUCUUGCUUGGCGGGUGAAAGCCUGAACGAAAUGCUGAAUUUUAUUCUUAUCAUUUGGCCAACAGGUCUCUCCAGAGGAGUCGAAGGUUUUUGAUGAUAUCAAGAUCAUGUUAGGAGAUAAUGACAAGGAAUCUGCGAAAUCUCUUUCCCCAUUCCCUUUUCUUACUAAAGGUGCGGUGGAGUCUUUAAGAUAUAGAGCUGAGGUAAGGGUUUGCAAUUUCCAAUUUCCUAUUUUAGAUCAGCGUGAUGGAAUAAUCUGCUGUUCUUGAUAACUCGUAAAUAAUCUACUGAAAAUUUUCCAACACUGUUAUAUGUGGGAGUAAACAUCUCUUUGUCCACAGGAUGUUGCUAAGGGCGUAACAAGAGUUGCUAUAAGAGAAGCGCGCGCCCAGGAUCUGAGGACUGAGAUUAUUAAUUCUGAUAAGUAAGUUCAAACCCCUUUCCCAUUUAAUUAUAAUGUUUCUGUAAUUGAGUUCUAGAUGUCAGAGGGGAUAGUAGUCCUUAGAGCGAUGCAAAGUGCACUUUGAUGAAUAUGACAUCAUACUUGUAUCAUAGACGUGCUAUUUAAAUGAUAAUAUAUUCAUAAAUUCACACUGGAUUAAUAUUUAAUCCAACUAAUGACGUAACAUAUACAGAAAAUAAAUAAAUUGGGUAACCUUUUUUUUCCUUGAUUAUUCAAAAAGGCCAUAAACAAUUUCAACUUAUCUAUUAUUUUAUGCAUUAUACAAAAUGGAUUUAACUGGACCAAUACCAUUAUAUUCUUGUAGUAUUUCUAAGAGUAGUUCUUAUAUUAGUGGGCCUGGGAGUAAUUUUAUUUACCAAUCCAAUGUAUUAUGUUUUUUCUUCUGGAUAAACGAAAGUUUGGAUGAUAGACUGGUCAACUUUACUCUAGUGAUCAGUUUUCGCUUUAAUACGGUGCACGGAUUGAAUGGUCAUAAUAACUCUGAACGAGGAAAAUGAUAAUGUGAACAAAAACUCUGAAUUAUUUAAAGUGCUUGAUUAUUUUUCCUAUACUCCUGGAUUUCUGUUCUGGGUAAAAAAAUAUGCAAUCCUUUGAACUAUGAUUAGCAUGUGGGCUUCUCUGGUCACAUUUAUAUCUUUUAUUUUCAGGUUAAAGGCCCACUUCGACAAUAAUCCGAGAGACCUAGGUAAUGCAACCACAUGGGCUUUAUAUUUUUUCUCGGAUUUAUUUAUUUAUUUUGUUUCAUCUGGUAAAUAAAAAUUCGCGAGUUUGGCAGAUAUUCUGAAGCAUGACAAGGUGCUGAGCAAGAAGCCACCCCCUCUCCAUCUCCGAGAGGUGCCGGAGUACCUCCAAGACUCCACCACCAAGCAGGUCAGCAAGAUCAUCAAGCUCUCCAGGGCUGCCAUGGACUUGAAGCCGCCAAGCCGGCGGUCCAAGGCCAGGAGAAGGCUCGGCAAGAGCAAGGAUCCCCUCGCAACUCUCCCUUCUGAUGUAAGAUAAAAAAAAAAUCUCAUUAGCUUCUAAUUACGUAGUGAUCUAAUGAAUAGGCCUUGUCCAGCUUGGGCCCUGGGGGAAGAAAUCUUUCUUUGGCCUUUGAGAAGUUAUAAUUCCUUCUCCUGGUGAGUAAAUUCUUUCUGACUGGAAAUCUUCAGGGGAAGAAAUCAGGCAAUGGUUGGAUGAAGAGGAAGGCCAGCGGCAGUGAAGCCAAGAGGAAGAAGGCGAAGCAAGAGGAACCCUAA